AUAACCUGUACUUGUCAAAGAAACUCGUAAUUUGUAAACAACAAGGGGUGUAUAUAUCUGUAAUAUUUCGAUUUAUUUUUAAUAAAUACUAUCUAGUUUGAUAAUUUAUCUUUAAAAUGGAAAGUUUGGAGUAUUAUAAAUCCCUAAUUACAGAAAAUGAAGUUAUUAACGCUCUUAUUAAAGAAAGUAAAAUGAGAGAAGGAGAAGUAGAAAAAUCGAGAAUUAGACCGAAUCUUCAAUUCUUCCAACGCACAGUUUCAAAUUUGGUUUCCUCUAAUAAUAGAAUUGCAGUAAAUCAAGAGAAGAUUAGGGCGAAAGAAAAGGUGAAAGACAAUAUUUGUAGGCGUCGAAAAGUCGUAAAAAGGAAAAAAAUGCACAUUGAUUACAUUAAGGAAAUUCUAAAUAAUCCAAUAGAGUUUGUGAGAUCCUCAAACGAUAAAUGUACAAGUUUUAGGAAUAGGGAUGAAAAAAUAGUAAUAGCAAGUCCUAGUAGGGAACAAAAUAAAACUAUAUUUGGCAAAAAAAGUCGUAAAAAACUUCAUCAAAAAGAUUCUAAUCGAAGUACUAGUUAUUCUCCAAAACCACAUAAAAAGUACAAUUCUUACAGUAGCAGUAGUUCUAAUUCAAUGUGUUCAUCAAAAUUUGAAAAACAAAGUAAUUCCACAUCAUCUUGUAGUGGUAAUAACGAGACCAAAAGUUUUUCAAAAUCGAAAAAACAGUUUAAUAGAUUAGACAACAGUGUAAUAACUCUAUCUUCCACUAGUAGCGGUUCCGGUACUGAUUCUGAAUCAGAUAAUUGUAUCAUAAUUGAAGACUCAUCUUAGUAAAAUAGCAGUAAGAAAAUAUUUAUUUCUAAUAAAAUAAUUUAUUUUUA
Diorhabda sublineata is the source of this 874-nucleotide messenger RNA. RefSeq lists its product as uncharacterized. The record is from RefSeq and is a predicted model, not a curated record. The transcript is spliced from 4 exons. NCBI's taxonomy places the organism in Eukaryota, Metazoa, Arthropoda, Insecta, Coleoptera, Chrysomelidae. The coding region runs from base 117 to 824 and encodes 235 amino acids.